AUUAGCACACUGAGAGAAGAAAGAGAGAGAGAGAGACGCAGAGCGGUGGAGCGACGUCGUUUUCGGUUUUCAGGCUUUGUGUUUCUGAUCAUGUCUUGGUGUACGAUUGAGUCCGACCCCGGGGUCUUUACCGAGCUUAUUCAGCAGAUGCAAGUAAAAGGUGUGCAGGUUGAGGAGCUGUAUUCAUUGGACAUUGAUUCUCUGAACAGUUUGAGACCAGUAUAUGGUUUGAUUUUCCUGUUCAAAUGGCGUCCUGGGGAGAAGGAUGACCGCCUUGUGAUUAAAGAUCCAAAUCCUAACUUGUUUUUUGCGAGUCAGGUUAUUAAUAAUGCCUGUGCAACCCAAGCAAUCUUGUCUAUCCUCCUCAACUGUCCGGAUGUUGACAUUGGUCCUGAACUGUCAAAACUGAAAGAGUUUACAAAGAACUUUCCACCUGAACUGAAAGGAUUGGCCAUAAACAAUAGUGAAGCCAUUCGUGCAGCCCACAAUAGUUUUGCAAGGCCUGAGCCUUUUGUUCCUGAGGAGCAAAAGGCUGCUGGAAAAGAUGAUGACGUCUAUCAUUUUAUAAGCUACUUGCCUGUUGAUGGGGUCUUGUAUGAGCUUGACGGACUGAAGGAGGGACCCAUUAGCCUUGGACAGUGCCCUGGUGGGCAAGGUGACAUGGAAUGGCUGCAGAUGGUGCAGCCUGCAAUCCAGGAACGGAUUGAAAGGUACUCCAAAAGCGAGAUAAGAUUCAAUCUCCUGGCCAUUAUUAAGAACAGGAAAGAGAUGUAUACUGUUGAACUUAAGGAGCUCCAAAAGAAGAGGGAGCGCAUUUUGCAGCAGCUAUCUAUCUUACAGUCGGAGAGACCGGAUGAUGGUAGCAAAUUCCAAGCGCUCAACAAAGCCCUUUCAGAAGUAAAUGCGGGGAUUGAGGGUGCUACCGAGAAGAUCUUGAUUGAGGAAGAGAAGUUUAAGAAGUGGAGAACAGAAAACAUCCGCAGGAAACACAACUAUAUACCCUUUUUGUUCAACUUCCUCAAGAUUUUGGCUGAGAAGAAGCAGCUGAAGCCUCUGAUUGAGAAGGCGAAGCAGAAGGCAGGCAACCCUAGGUGAAUGUGAAUGAUGCUUUUGCUAACUGUACUUUGUAUUGGCUCUGUGGAUUGUUUCUCUUCAUGUGUCGCUAGUAAUUUUCGGUGAACCUAUAUAUUUUGUAGGUUAUCAAACUUUAUUUAAUUUCGGUAAAACAUUUCCUCGAGGAUACUUGUUUUCACUUCUUUAGGCCAAGAAGCAUGUGGAAUAAUCAAUUUCUCAAUGUUUAGUCACUCUCUCCUUCAAG
Messenger RNA from Fragaria vesca subsp. vesca, 1318 nucleotides. RefSeq names its product ubiquitin carboxyl-terminal hydrolase isozyme L5-like. Gene Ontology annotation, cellular component: cytoplasm. The record is from RefSeq and is a predicted model, not a curated record. The transcript is spliced from 6 exons. Gene Ontology annotation, molecular function: cysteine-type deubiquitinase activity. Gene Ontology annotation, biological process: protein deubiquitination; ubiquitin-dependent protein catabolic process. Lineage: Eukaryota; Viridiplantae; Streptophyta; Magnoliopsida; Rosales; Rosaceae. The coding region runs from base 91 to 1095 and encodes 334 amino acids.